AUGUUUCUUGAAUCAAUUUCAGCUUUUUCUCUGCAGGGUUCUAAUCUUGGAUCCCUUCUAAAAUCAGCUAGUGCCAAUGGCUCUUUAACUCCACCAUCUUGUUACUCUUCUUCCUCCAGUCUUGCUUUGUCAAGAAAGCGCGAUGAUGGUUUCGCUUGUUAUGCCUCGUCUAGAACUGCUAGUAUGCAACUAACUGGUGUGGUGUUUCAGCCAUUUGAAGAGGUUAAGAGGGAUGAUUUUAUGGUCCCCGUAGUUCCCAACGUAUCACUUGCUCGCCAGAGGUUCAUAGAAGAGUGUGAGGCCGCAAUUAAUGAGCAGAUCAACGUGGAGUACAACGUCUCUUAUGUGUACCACUCCAUGUAUGCAUACUUUGACAGGGACAAUGUUGCUUUGAAAGGCCUUGCCAAAUUUUUUAAGGACUCAAGUGAGGAAGAAAGAGAUCAUGCACAAAAACUAAUGAAAUAUCAGAACAUCCGAGGAGGGAGAGUGAAGUUGCACUCUAUACUAAUGCCCCCUGCGGAUUUUGAUCAUGCGGAGAAGGGUGAUGCACUGUAUGCAAUGGAACUAGCAUUAUCCUUGGAGAAGUUAACAAAUGAGAAACUUCUGAAACUUCACAGUGUUGCUGAUAGCAACAAUGAUCCCCAGCUAUCAGAUUUCAUACAGACUGAAUAUUUGCAGGAGCAGGUCGAAGCCAUUAAGAAAGUUGCAGAAUAUGUCACUCAGUUGAGGAUGGUAGGAAAAGGACACGGAGUGUGGCACUUCGAUCAGAUGCUCCUCCAUGCAGGUGAUGGUGCGCUGUGA
Molecule: messenger RNA, 801 nt
Organism: Fraxinus pennsylvanica
Lineage: Eukaryota; Viridiplantae; Streptophyta; Magnoliopsida; Lamiales; Oleaceae
Source: the annotation of a GenBank genome assembly